UACGCAAUGGACCAUCACGGUAACCUAGAAUUCAACAUGGCGGAAAAGUCGGCGGACAACGUUCAUGACGUGGGUUCAAAAGACGGUGAUGAAACUGAAAGAGACGGCAAGAUGGGAGUGGACUUGGAUUCAAUGUUUGACCGGUACUUGGACGAAGCUGCGUCACACCCCAAGUAUGCUAACAAGAAAAAGGAUGGCUGUUUACAAAAGGAAAACGAAGAAUUCUUGAAAAACUGGGAAAAGGAGAUUGACAAGAUUCCUGCAUUCAUGAACGAGAUACCAGACGAUGCAGAGGAUAACAGUCUAGUAGCAGCUCUGCAGGCUAUCAAGUAUGACCAAGAUGAUCCUCCUGAAGAGCAGGCAAGAGUUCACAAAGAAGACGGCAACCAGUGGUUCAAGAAGAAAAAGUACAAAGUUGCAAUUACGGCAUAUACUGAAGGCCUGAAGCAGAACUUUGAGGACAGCGAGCUGCGAGCUGUGCUGUAUGCCAACAGAGCAGCAGCCAACUUCCACCUGGGUAAUUACCGUUCUUCCGCCAACGAUGCCACCGAGGCAGUCAAACACAAUCCUGCUCACAUGAAGGCGUUGAUUCGAGCAGCCGAAUGCUGUAUUAAACUGGAAGACUACGAUGAAGCCAUAACGUGGUGUGAUAAGGCACUGAAAAUUACUCCAGACGAUAAAAAGGUCCUGGAACUGAGACUAGCAGCCAUUAAACAACAGAAACUUUGGGAGAGGAACAAGAGGAAACGAAAAGCUGAAGAAAAGGCGGCACAUGCGAGAAGAUUGAAGAUUGUAGAAGCUAUCAAAAGUCGGAACAUACAAUAUGGUCAGUUCAGCAAUGACGACCCAAAGGCCAAGUCCCAAGACCAGCUGAUCCUGGAAGCGGUCAGCAGCCAGCACCCAGCAGGUGCUGCCGUCACUCUAGACGAGUCCGGAAAUCUGACCUGGCCGGUGACCUUUCUCUACCCGGAGUUUGGCCAGAGUGACUUUGUCCAAGCAUUUCACGAAGACUCCAUUUUCUCAGACCACUUACAAAUCCUAUUCGAAGAGUCUGCUCCUUGGGAUAAGGGUGGCAUGUACAAGCCCCACACUGUGCAGAUCUACUUCCAUCCUUCAGAAGGCACUCAACUUGUUGAGGUCACCCCAGACUCCACGCUCAGAGCUACUCUGCAAGAUCCAAGGUAUUUGGUGGCCAAGGAUCCACUUUUUGUCAUCUUACCGAAAAACAGCCUCUUUGCAGAGAGCUACCUAAAGCAAUACACAAGUCUUCACUGACAAUGAGUUUAGCCAAUAACUGCAUGUCAGUGAGACUGGUCGAUGCAUUUGCUCGCUGGGCCAAUCAUGGGGAUUUAUGGAGCCCAGCGUGGACCUGUGAAGGCACAGAUCACGACAUCUUCUUCUCACCCUUGCAAAUCAGUUGCCUUAACACCACAGAGGAAAGCAGGAGCACCACUACAGUAAGGCCGCCACUUUCUUGAAGGCUCGUAGGCUGUUGGCUUCGUACAUUCUCCAAUGAGGGCGCUCUUUGGCCAAGUUACAAGAGCAUUGACAUGGACAUCUUAGUUGCUCCUGUUCCAUUCCUUGUCUGAGCAUAAAGGGAGGCGAGUGCAGUUGCAAAUACUGUGGAAGAGGCACGCAGGUCAAUUAGGUUUUUGCCUUAUACCAUGACAAGUGGCUUUUUUCAUAGAACAAUGAGGUACCAAAUAUUGGAGGCCAGUAGGGUUGGAGAUGGAGAAAGUUAAUGCCACUUUCCAGGAGCAUCUCAAAAACUUCCUUAUUCAAGAAUGCUCUCUUCUGGGUUGCCAUGUCGCAUGGGUGGCCUUGUUUCUUAAAGGCUCAGGAGAAUAUUGUACCAAGUACCCAGAUGGGUAAAGGGGGAACCAAAAGGUGAUGGGGCAUUAGGGUACUGUACCUGUUUUGGUACCCACUGUUUUGCAAGUAACACUGGGUUCCUGGGUGGCCAUGGCUCAUUGGUGCCUAGGAGAACGUUGUACCUAAAUAGGGUGAAGGGGGGAAUAACAGGAUGAUGGAACAUAAUGGGUACCUAUUUUGGUACCCACUGCUGUCCACCUUUCCAUGCGCUCCUGACGAUAUUGGCAUUACCAUUUGUUAUCUUUUGCCCCUUGGACAACAGCACUAUGACUCUUAAGACUAUGGUCCAACCCACAUUCCCAGGACAAAAUACCCCAACUUAAUCAUCAGCACAAAUCUUACAUAGUGGAAACUUUCAUGUGCAUAAAUUGGCAGUUGUUUUGAAGCAUGCAAACUGCUCCCAUCACUACCGUACUUCAUUUGUUUAAUUUGCUCUCCAAGCAACAAAGGUAAUAACCUACUACGCUGUACUUGCGUUUCAAUAUAAUCCUAUUUUAACAACUCGACAAACCUAUGAGUAUAUUGUACAUGUAAAUUGUGUUAAUAUAUAACGUACAAAAUAAACUAUUACAGUAUGUAA
Molecule: messenger RNA, 2452 nt
Organism: Acanthaster planci (crown-of-thorns starfish)
Lineage: Eukaryota; Metazoa; Echinodermata; Asteroidea; Valvatida; Acanthasteridae
Gene: ttc4
Product: tetratricopeptide repeat domain 4
Biological process (GO): protein folding
Cellular component (GO): nucleus; cytosol
Molecular function (GO): Hsp90 protein binding; Hsp70 protein binding
Source: RefSeq, a predicted model, not a curated record